Ciona intestinalis (vase tunicate) is the source of this 888-nucleotide messenger RNA. Lineage: Eukaryota; Metazoa; Chordata; Ascidiacea; Phlebobranchia; Cionidae. The record is from RefSeq and is a predicted model, not a curated record.
CGCGGCACGACUUAAGGCUCGAUUUUUCUUGCAGGUAUUUAGUUUUAGUUCCUGUUCUGGGCAGUGCAGCUGCUAAAGAAAUUGUUUUUUAAUUUAAUUUUUAGAAGAAUUAAAGUCGAUUAAUAUAGAAUGACUUCAUAUAGAGCCGCUGAUUCAAAACGUGAGGAGUUCCGAAAAUAUUUGGAAAAAGCCGGCGUGAUUGAUGCAUUGACUAAAGUGUUGGUGAAUCUGUAUGAAGAACCAGAAAAACCAAAUAAUGCUUUGGAGUUCUUAAACCACCAUCUGAGUGGAGACGGACCUGAAACACCGGAUGUUGAAGCUUUGAAGGUAGAUGUGAUUGAACUGAAGGCAAAGGUGUCGCAACUUACAGAUGAAAAUAUUGAACUGAAGACCAGGCUUGAGAAAUACGAGCCUUCAGUUGCACAGGAUGACACAGCGGAGUAAAAUGUUUCUGCGAGUUUUAUGUUUAUGUAAAGUCUUUCAAAUGAAGUCAAUUUUUACGUCACUACUUAUAUUCUAUUGCGGUUUUAUGAAACUUAAAAUUCGAAUAUCUUUUACAAUUCUGAUAGGAAAGGUAAAUGCAUUACUGUAUAAGUGAUUGUACAUACACUUAUUGUUUUUCUACCUUUUGUUUCAAACCAAUGUUAAAAAUUGCUUUGAUUUAAAUUUUAAGAGGCCCAUGUUAAAAAUGAAUUUUAUAUUUCGACGGCCGUUUUACUGCUGUCAAUUUUAAUGGACAAUUUUAUUGCGUUUGUAAAUUGGCUUCCAAAAUUUGAAGAUACGCAAAGUUUCUAUAGUUUAUAUAAAUGGGAAUUGGUUUAUUGUUUCGUGUGUGGUGUUCUUACGUUAUCGUCAUUUUUUAAAUAAACUGGUAAAGUGUAACCUCCA